CGUGAGGCUUGACGCGCGUCGCUAGAAGUUGCUUCAUCCGACCUGUUGACAGCGGCACGCACGAGCGCACCGGGACCGAAGUUUCCUGCACUUUUGGAUGCUAAGGUUAAAGAAGCAAAUCUAAACUGGCGUGCAAUGCAGGGUUGAGUUAACCGUGUUUUGUUUUUACGCAUCAUCAUCAUCAUCAUCAUCAUCAUCCUCUCCAGGUGCUUCUCUGACGACCGGGGGCCCCUGGUCCUUUGUGUCUGAUCGUCCCUGAGAUGACCGAUCACUCGAGCCCGGAUUGGCUGGAAGUGGCUCGCGAUGAGAGCGCUGCUCGCGCUGUUGGCGGCGCUCGCGGCGGCGCGCGGCAGCAGGUACUGUCCCGAGCUGAUGAUUGACAGCUGUCACUGCACCGCGGAGAGAUCAAAGGAGUUCAGCCGGCAGAGCGUGCGCGUGAAGGCUGUGUGCGACGACGCGGACCUGACGGAGACCAUGCAGCCCAGCUCUUUACCCAACAAGACGGUGUCUCUGAUCCUGAGCAACAAUAAGAUCUCUGCGCUGAAGAAUAACUCUUUCCUCGGCCUGACAGCUCUGGAGAGACUGGAUCUCAGCAGUAAUCUCAUCAGCAGAAUUGCCCCCGGCGCGUUUCACGGCCUGAAGGCUUUGAGGAGACUGGAUCUUUCCAGCAACAGGAUUGGCUGUUUCUCUGCUGAUAUGUUUCUUGACCUUGGCCGUCUCUCCAAACUGAAUCUGUCUGGGAAUAUCUUUUCCACGCUGCCGGAGGGUUUGUUCACACACGUCCCGUCUCUCAGAGCGCUGCAGGUGGGCACAGACUCUCUGUUCUGUGAUUGUCAGCUGCGCUGGUUUCUGUCGUGGAUCAGAUCUCAGGCGGUGCGUGUCGGGAACGAAUCCGUUUGUGUGUAUCCGGCUCGCCUUCGUGGACUGGAGCUGCGCGGUCUUCAGGAGCAGCAGCUCACCUGCGACGGCCCUCUGGAGCUCCCCGUCCUGCAGCUCAUCCCGACCCAGAGGCAGCUGGUGUUUCGCGGGGACCGUCUGCCGCUGCAGUGCACCGCCUCCUUCCUCGACCCGUCCGUCAGGCUGUCCUGGAGCCACGAGCAGCGUCCCGUCCAGACCCUGGAGGACAGAGGGCUGUACGUGGAGGACAGCAUCGUUCACGACUGCUGCCUCGUCACCAGCGAGCUCAUCCUGUCCAACAUCGAUGCCGGCGUUUCCGGUAAUUGGCAGUGUCACGUGACCAGUUCCCGUGGCAACAGCUCAAUCGGCAUGGAGAUCGUGGUGCUGGAGACGACGACGCUGUACUGCGGAGCCGAGAGGGUCAGUAGCAACAAGGGCGACUUCAGGUGGCCGAAGACGCUGGCCGGGUUCAUGGCCUUCCUGCCGUGUGUCGCGUCCAGCUCUGGCUCCGCCCCUCUGGAGAAAAGGGCGUGGCGUAGGUGUGACCGCUCGGGCCGAUGGGCGGAGCACGACUACAACCAGUGCUCUUACACCAGCCAGUUCACCCGCAGCCUGCACGAGCUCACGCAGGUGUCGGUGAACGUCUCCAGCGCUCUGGUUCUGGCGCAGCGGCUCUCGUCUCUCUCCAGCAGGGCGGCGCUGUUCGGGGACGUGAUGGACGUCAUCUUCGUCACUCAUCUGGUGGAAAGACUCACGCGUCUGCUGGAUCACGUCAGAGAGCUGGCCGAUCACGUGCUGGACGUGGCUAGUAACAUGAUGGCGGUGGAGGAGCAUGUUCUCUGGAUGGCUCAGAACGAGGCUCGAGCCUGUACUCGGAUCGUUCAGUGUGUGGAGCGUAUCGCAGACCUCGCGCUCAACGCAAACACCACCGGCGUCUCAAAGGUCAUCUUUUAACAUCUAUUUCAUUUUUAAAUCAGAAUAAACAUUGCGCAUGCAUGCUGUCGCAAUGUUGUUUACAUCUCUUCAUUUUCAUCUGCUUUUGUUUCUAAGGAUAUUAGCAAGCAUACUACACUUUACACAGGUUAGAGAAAAUAAAGAAAUGAAACCUAGUACAAACACAAAAGCACAGAUCCUUUCAUAUAUAUGUAUAUAUUUAUAUAUUAGGGGUGGUACGAUACAUGCAUGAGGCCUUCAAACAAAUACAGACAAUCCAGAAGGGGGCCCUGAGCAGUGCAGCGCUGUUUGCUCACUUGAAAACAAAGUUCCCUAGACAGUGACCACACGCAGAUUCUCAACUCUGAUAAUAUCUAUACUCUAUAAUAUAUAUAUAAGUAUAAAGUUGUACGUAAGAUGUAAUUUUAUAACCGGCGUAAUCUUGAAUUCUUCUGUCAUUUUUUGGAGAGACUUGAGAAAGAAAAAAACUGUCCAAAGAUGCACUUUAUUGGAUUCUCUUUAUUUUGUUAAUGUCUAUUUCAUUUUAAGUAAGCCUUUUGAUGUGGUUUUAAUGGUAGCUGUAAGAACAUGUGUUUCUCUCACAGAGCUGUUUGUGAAUCUGUGAUCUCUUCUUGUAGAUCAGUGCAUGUUCUUCAUCUCAGGUGGCUUUUUUUGCGUCUAAACGGAGUGAAUCUUGACGUAAUGACAGACGUGUUGUUUUUCUGAUAAUGUAGGUUAAAGACCGGCUUCGUUAAUGGACUCUUUGUUUAGUCUUUUUAUGUUUUCAUAAUCAGUCCUUGACUCACUCGACAGAAUCCUGCUAAAUGAAUGCUGUUUAUUCUCCAACGAGUGAUGUGUGAGGGAAGUAAUUAGAGUGUGUGUGUGUGUGUGUGUCUGUGUGUGUGUGGGACUAUGUGUGUUUCUGUGUGUGUGUGUGUGUCUGUGGGACUGUGUGUGUGUGUGUGUGUAUGUGGGACUAUGUGUG
This is a messenger RNA of Puntigrus tetrazona (Sumatra barb), 2815 nucleotides long. Its product is annotated as adhesion G protein-coupled receptor A2-like. The transcript has 11 exons. Gene Ontology annotation, molecular function: G protein-coupled receptor activity; protein binding. The coding region runs from base 304 to 1851 and encodes 515 amino acids. Gene Ontology annotation, cellular component: glutamatergic synapse; plasma membrane; postsynaptic density. The record is from RefSeq and is a predicted model, not a curated record. Lineage: Eukaryota; Metazoa; Chordata; Actinopteri; Cypriniformes; Cyprinidae. Gene Ontology annotation, biological process: cell surface receptor signaling pathway.